Astrephomene gubernaculifera is the source of this 3906-nucleotide messenger RNA. NCBI's taxonomy places the organism in Eukaryota, Viridiplantae, Chlorophyta, Chlorophyceae, Chlamydomonadales, Astrephomenaceae. The record is from the annotation of a GenBank genome assembly.
GCCGUGAACAAGAGCGCUGAAAGGAUCCCGUUGAGCGUGACGGGAACGGGGUAUGCAUCCCUUCGCUUCGCUCCUCCGAAACCGCAUACUUCGUAUACGUUUUCUUCGAAUCGAGCUACGGGGACGUUGCGAGUCUGCGACACUUUGCAAAGUACCUUUUUGUAUUUUGCCAGUAUCUCCUCCGUAUGUAGAAUACUAUAACCACUCCGUGCACAAGUGACCACUGACCUGUACAAGCAACACCCCACGUAGCAACACCCUGACAUACUUCUUCAAUUUAUUGUUGUUCUCAGGGUGGCUUUUGUUGAUAUAGUAUGGGUUUGUUCGAGUCAUCAAGGGAUAGGAGCAAACGCGCUAGGGAGGUUUAUCAAAUAUGCUUGUUUGGGACAGCCUUAGGCGCUAUUCUCUUACUUCUUGUAUUCUUGUGGAAUGACGCUGCCUUCGCGUCAUCCCGCAAGCAGUCAAUGCCCGGCUCGGACGCACCUAACUUUCCUAAGCCGCGAGUGGUGCGGCGAGGAAAAGCAAAGAAUACGUUCGGUACCAUUUACCACAACGAGCUCAUGAGUUACUAUGGUCUUAAUUCUGCAAGGCCAGAGACCUUUGCAAAGCUGCUAGGAACAUUACAAGAUAUGGAGCAGGCGAACAUCAAUACUGUACUGUUCUCCAUCAACUGGGACUUCUUUGAGCCCGAAGAGGACAAGCCGAACUGGGACUACCUAAACGCUCUCGUCGGGACAGCCUGUAAUUAUACCGUGCUCGAAGUCAGCCUCGCCUUUGAUAUGCUACAUGCUCCGAGCUGGCUACUACAAAAAUACCCCGACAGCUUUUCAAUGGAUGCCGAGGGCCGCAACUACACGACGCAGCUGUCCUGGUACCAUCCCGCUGCUAACGCACGGGGCCUAGACAUGCUACACCUUAUGGCAACUCACCUGGCGUCCAACUUCAGCGACUGCGUGUUCAGUAUGCAGCCCGUGUACAACAAUGAGGACGAGGCCAAGUUCACGCAGGAGUACGACGCCUUCCAGGACUACUCCCCGCCCGCCCUGGCCGCCUUCCGCGCCUGGCUGCGCACCCGCCGCCCCGACCUGGCCGACAUCAACAGCCGCUGGGGCAGCGAGUGGGGCGGCUGGGAGGAGGUGCGGCCGCCGGCGGUGCUGGCGGGCAACAGCGUGGGCGUGGAGACGAGUGCUAGGUGGGUGCUCGGGGGAGGUGGUGAGGAGGAGAGGAGAGGAGGAGGAGAGGUGAAGUGGACGCGAGACUGGGAUGGCCAGUGGGUUGCCAGCAUACUUUCUUACCCAUCCACCCGCCCUCUCACCACCCACUUCACCACAUGGCCUCCUGGGAUUGGGACUCGGUAGCUUCACUUUUCAUUCAUGUAAUGGUUCCUCCCCCCCCCCGCCGGCAGGUACUGGGACUGGAUGACGUUCCGAGUGGAAUCCGGGGCGGCCGUGUUGGAUACGGGCUGCAGGGUGGUCCGGGCAGCCGGGCUGCAGUGCUUCCACCACUUCCCCGAGUUCUUCUCCGUCCUCGACGCCAUCUACGGCGCCCCCAUGUUCAAACGCCUAGCCGCGAGCCCCCACACCGAUUUCAUAAUCAUGGACUCCAACUUCAUAACCGGCGACCGGGCAGCCAUCAUCAACCCCAUCAAGCUGCGAGUCUACCUCGCCGCUGCCAUACCGUACGGCAAACCGAUCUUCUUUAAGGCGGCGGUUGACCGUUACACGACAACCGAGGUGUUGCAUGGCGCCUUCCAGCACGCCCUCAUGGCGGGCGUUACGAGUCUGGGGAUUGGUAACAUUGCGCAGCUUACGGAGCGCGUGAACGUGUCGCUGGCAGCUGCCAUGCUGGCGCACCCCCCGUGUCGGGCGGAGGAGCUGGUGGGGGUGUUCCUGCACCUGGAUUCGUGCAUGGCGUGGCCUGGGCUGCAGUGGCGCGCGAGGCUCACUGACCCCAUGUACAACUUCAUGGAGGGGCUGGCCGGCAGGUUGACGGAGAGGUGCGAGACGGACAUCGCGCUGUAUGUGGAGCUGGAUCGCUUCCUGGCCGCCCUGCCGGCGUUCUCGAGGGUGCUGUUCGUUGAGCCGUUGGUGCUGUACGGCAAUGCAGAGUUUGAAAACUACAUGGCGGUGAAGUUUGCGCUGCAGGAGGUGCCACAUGAGGUGCUGCGGUUGCCAACGAACUCGAGCAUGGGCGUGUCAAUGCAAGUCCUGGAAGAUUUGUAGUGUACGAUAGUACGCUAGUACUGCAAUAUUGCACUACACAAAUUUGUAGUAGUUACGGAUUGUACUGCACAUAGUAACUUUUAAUGUCAGGUUCGGUUCUAGCAUGCAUGCAUGAUAAGCGUUAUAUAGCCGGGAUGUGAUGAAGUAAUGAGCCCGGACCUGGUUUCGUAAGAUCGUUGCUCUCGUACACGUUGUUCGUGAUUUCGUACGGAUGGGUAUGUGGGUUGUGUUCCAUGCGCAUUGGGGGGUGCGGAAAGGUUUCACCUUAGUAAUACCAUGAGGCUGGACGGAGAAGGUAUGGUUGGUUGGUUGCUUCUGUCCACUCGUAUGUUUUGUUGACCAGUUAAGGGUAUGCAUAUUUCGACUAGAGGUGACCUGUUAAGGAGUGGCAUGAAGCAUCACGUGCAUGUACGGAUUGGGCUUUGGAUGCAGCGCAAGCUGCAGGGUCUUUCAGCCCAUGACAUUGGACACCUUCCGUCGCGGGCAUUCCCGUAUUGUUUUAUUUUGUGCAGGUGUCUUUCAUGCGCCGAUUGUGCGCUGCUUGUGAUUGGAGUUAUCUCAGACGAAGUGAGCUGAGGGGAGGCAGGAGGUGGUGGGUGGGGCUACUCGUUGGCGUCCACUGCCCCCCAUGCUUGCCCAGUAUGGCCCAUCAUGUUAUUUCGGAUUUUGCGCUCGUUAACUCAUUAUGCUCCUGCUGCUCGUAUUUUGCAGUACUGCAGGAUGCACGACGGACGUGUGGGGUUUCAUGCACAUACGUAUUACAUGCAUAACACUUGUCGUACAAACGCAGUGAACAACCGCGUGUUGCUUUGGUGCCUUAACUUCUUAUACCACAGUUGCUUUGCUGAACCUGUUGGGCUUCCUUCACGUGACUUAUUACCAGUACCUCCGGAUCUUAGCCUGUUGCAUGACCUGUCUUCGGUGAAACCCAGAGUAAAGCAGUCAGGAGCAUGAAUGGAUGGUCGCUACAGGAGGAUAUUUUAGAUCGGGCCUGGUAUCCAACUUCUGCUGUAGAACGCGAUGACAUAAAGACAUUGCUCGGUGAAGUAUUGUGUGGCUUUCGGUAUUGGCUAAUGUGCCAAGGUUGUGUGGGGGUUAAGUGCUAUGGAGGCGUACUGUGGAGGGUGUUGCAACACAGAGGAAGAACAUACUGUGAUUGGAGAUGGAAUUACGGAAGGACGAUGCCACUUCUGUAAGGAAGUAUGACUGAAGAAGUAGGUUUCUUGCUAGCUGCCGUGGUGCGUGGAAGCAGAUGGCGCGCUUGCAUGGGUGUACGACAGCGAUGGCAAAUCGACCCAGCCUAUCAGGGCUGUCCACGCGUUUGUGCUUUUAACUGCCGUUGUGAUUGAUAGUAUCGGGUGGCCAUCCCUCUGCCGGGAUUGUGGCCGCCUAGGUCCCACCCACCCGCCCGAGGUCGCGCCUAGCGAGUGGGGGUUUGCUUGCGUUUCGUCUUUAGUAGGACAACCAGUUUGGGGAGCUUCUUGGACGCCGGUCUCUCAAUUAAGGGGGUCAAUCGGCAAUCGAGGUGCAACACUGGGUGCUGUCAGCACAAUCGGCCACUAGUGCAUCUUAAACAUGGGUUGGGGCGUCGGGAUGUGUGGGUUAGGGUAGGGUUCUUGGCGUGGAGGCGACGUACGGCUGGUUGGCUUCGGCUUACAUUAUCUGCUGUAACGCAUCACGGCAG